AUGGCUGAACAGUCCUUUUCUGACAAGCUCCACAUCACCAUUUACAUCAUCACUCUCCUGACUGGCCUCCCCUUCAACAUCUUGGCGUUGUACGCCUUCCUGUGCAAGGCCAGGCAGAAAGCUGGGCCCAACAUUAUCUUCCUCAUCAACCUGACCAUCUCCGACCUGGCCUUCCUGCUCUUCCUGCCGUUCAAGAUCCUCGAGUCGGCCAAGGGCAGCCUCUGGAUCCUGCCCGUCUUCCUGUGCCCCUUCAGCGGCCUCUUCUACUUCAGCGCUAUCUACAGCAGCAUCCUCUUCCUCACGGCCGUCAGCGUGGAGCGAUACCUGGGGGUGGCGUUCCCCAUCAGGUACAACAUGUACCGGAAGCCUGUCUACGGCAUCCUGAUCAGCUUCGUGCUGUGGGUCUGCGCCUUCUCGCACUGCAGCAUCGUGUACAUCACGGAGUACCAGCGUGUGGGGAAUUACAGCUCCAACGAGACCGUCUGCUACGACAGCUUUACCGAGAGCCAGCUGACGGUCCUCCUCCCAUUCAGGCUGGAGCUGGGCAUCGUGCUGUUCUUCCUGCCCUUCCUCAUCACCACCUUCUGCUACACCAGCUUCGUGCGCAUCCUCCUCUCCUCCACGCACAUCAGCCGCGAGAAGAAGCAGCGGGCCAUCGGCCUGGUCCUCACCACCCUCUUCGUUUUCCUCGUCUGCUUCGCCCCCUACAACAUCUCCCACUUUGUGGGCUUCAUUCAGAACAAGAGCCCGUCCUGGAGGACAGACGCCCUGCUGCUCAGCACCUUCAACACCAGCCUGGACCCAAUCAUUUUCUAUUUCUCCUCCACUGCUGUGAAGAGGACCUGCAAGGGCUGCUUCUCCAACCUGACGAGGGAGCUCAGCUCCUUCAAACCCGUCCACCUCUUCAUCACCUUCCUCCGCAAGCGGAACGAAGCUCUGAAGGCUGAGUCCUUCGAUCAGACCCAAUGUUCCAAACUGUAG
This is a messenger RNA of Carcharodon carcharias (great white shark), 981 nucleotides long. Its product is annotated as free fatty acid receptor 2-like. The transcript has a single exon. Gene Ontology annotation, molecular function: G protein-coupled receptor activity. Gene Ontology annotation, biological process: cellular response to fatty acid; G protein-coupled receptor signaling pathway. Gene Ontology annotation, cellular component: plasma membrane. NCBI's taxonomy places the organism in Eukaryota, Metazoa, Chordata, Chondrichthyes, Lamniformes, Lamnidae. Bases 1 to 981 code for a protein of 326 amino acids. The record is from RefSeq and is a predicted model, not a curated record.